This is a messenger RNA of Colletotrichum acutatum, 2479 nucleotides long. RefSeq names its product WD domain-containing protein. Gene Ontology annotation, biological process: carbon catabolite repression of transcription. Gene Ontology annotation, cellular component: cell tip; cell division site; nucleus. Gene Ontology annotation, molecular function: protein binding. The record is from RefSeq and is a predicted model, not a curated record. The transcript has 8 exons. Lineage: Eukaryota; Fungi; Ascomycota; Sordariomycetes; Glomerellales; Glomerellaceae. Bases 226 to 2145 code for a protein of 639 amino acids.
UAUCAACAACGCCCAAGAACCUCCACUCGCGGGGCCGCCAGUGACGUGAGGCGGAGCCUGAACAGAACGCACGCAGACCACCGUCCCGAGCGCCCGACGAUAACCACCUCCAACCACCUCACCUUCUAACUCGCGGCUCAAUCCUCGCGUGCCUCUGAUCGCCCUUUGCCCACGUAGCAAUUGAACAUCGCAAUAGAUCUGGAUCACACAUAAUACUAGCCCAUCAUGUUCGUCCUUCCCCCUCCCCCGCGAUACCCCUCGCACUCGGGCGCCUACGGCGCGAUCGGCGCCGGCAUCGCCCCCAUGAUCGAGACGAACAACAUCCUUUCCAACCCCGAAGGCCCCGAAUACCAGUUCCUUGUCGGCGAGGGUACCUACGUCCUCAAAGAGUGCCUCCAUCUCGCCACUCCUCCACCGCAUCCCUCUGAGGCCCCCGUCGUCAAUCCCAACCCGCUUGCCACAACCCCCCAGCCUGCCUCCGCCGGCACCAAGCUCUCCCUCAUCUCUCUCGAUGUCCGCGCCGCACCCCCCUUCUUCUACAACAAGGGCGCCAGCACGUCCACCACGCUCUCCUCCUCCCUCGGCGGUGACAUCCAAGAACACCCCAACGAAGGGCGGUACUCCACCGAGGCUGGGCUUAGCAGCGAUGGAGGGGACGGCCGCGGUGCCUCCCUCAGCGACGGCGUUGCGCCCCCGACGUCGUCAUUGACAAUGGUUUCGGCGCCGGCGUUCGGGGACGGAAACACGGCGCUCGCGCCGGCCAAUACCAAGGACGCGGCCAAGAAGAAGGUGGCCAAGCCCAAGAACAACAUGACCAAGAGCAACUCGUCCUUCAUUUCUAGAGUCAUUGUGAACGAGAGCUUGGCCAAGAAGCUUCAGGAGCGGCCGACGGAUGGCGUUUUUGCUUUUGCCAAUAUCAAUCGAGCGUUUCAGUGGCUGGAUCUAUCAUCACCAACAAAGGCCGACUACCUGACCAAGAUUCUAUUUACAAAGGCGCAUUGCCUGUGUCACGACGUGAAUCCCAUCACCAAGAACAUUGCACACAUUGAUGUCAUCAUGGGCUUCUCAACAGGAGAAAUCAUCUGGUGGGAACCUGUUUCGCAACGGUAUACUCGAUUGAACAAGAAUGGCAUCAUCAACGGCACACCAGUAUCAGAAAUCCGUUGGAUACCAGGUUCCGAGUCCCUCUUCCUGGCAGCGCACAUGGACGGCUCGCUGGUGGUCUACGACAAGGACAAGGAGGACGCGCAGUUCUCUCCCGAGGAGGAGCAGCUCGCGACGACCAACGGCUCAUCGACAAAUGGAGAGAGCGAUUCGUCGACCAACGGCGUCAACCACAACCUCAAGAUCCAGAUCAACAAGUCGGUCCACUCAAAGAACCAAAAGACGAAUCCCGUGGCAUCGUGGAAGCUGUCGAAUCAGCGCAUCAACGCGUUCGCUUUUAGUCCGGACAAUAGGCAUCUGGCAGUCGUCUCGGAGGACGGCUCCCUCCGCAUUAUCGAUUACUUGAAAGAGAAGUUGCUGGAUCUCUACAAUUCGUAUUAUGGCGGCUUCAUCUGCAUCACAUGGUCACCGGACGGCAAGUACGUUCUGACGGGAGGCCAAGAUGACCUCAUCUCCAUCUGGUCCGUCGUAGACUCGGCCAUUGUCGCCCGCUGUCAAGGUCACCAGUCAUGGGUGACAUCGGUGGCAUUCGACCCAUGGCGUUGCGACGACAGGAACUAUCGGUUCGGCAGUGUCGGCGAAGACUGCAGGUUAUGCCUGUGGGAUUUUAACGUUGGCAUGCUGCACCGGCCCAAGGCGGCUUCCGUUCAUCACCGAGGCUCCGUAUCAUCACGGUUCGCCAAUCCCUUGCAGAGACAAGAGACGACCAACACGGCAGCGAGCCGCAUCCGGUCCAACUCGACUCUCUCUGGAGGCGCGGUGGACGAAGACGGCAGCAGCAUCGUUCACCCAGUCGAGCCUCGCGCGAGGAUCGCCAUGCUACCUCCUGUUUCUUCCAAGGCAGUUGAUACCCAUCCUCUUUGCUGGCUGGAAUUUACAGAGGAAGCCAUCAUCACAAGUUGCAAGAAUGGUCAUAUUCGAACAUGGAACAGGCCGACUGAUGCUCCGGUGCCGACGGAGGGUGCCUCUCAACCAUCUUAGCCGCAUAUGCGUCGUUUUGUGGAAUGAUAAUGAGUUGGCUACCCUUUGCUUUUUCGUUUCGUUGCAGAUAUUGGGGGAGUCGAGGUGUAGAAAUCGUGUCAGCCAAUGCAUCCACCCUUUACGCGGGGGCUUUGUCCAUAACUCUUUUCCCAAAAGUACUUUUGCGCUCAAUGUCAAUCAACCCGUCUAUUGUCCAAAUGCAGAACAAAUGCAGAACAUUGUGUCAGAAUAUCUGAUUCUCUGUUUUUUUUUCGCCUCAAUCUUCUGUUGAUGUGCGCUCCCAUCACGAGGGUUUCGAGAUGAUCAUGACGUGCGCGAUCUGCAUGUGAUUCGA